Molecule: messenger RNA, 3534 nt
Organism: Penicillium macrosclerotiorum
Lineage: Eukaryota; Fungi; Ascomycota; Eurotiomycetes; Eurotiales; Aspergillaceae
Product: putative RNA polymerase II transcription elongation factor (Ctr9)
Exons: 2
Coding region: 1-3534 (1177 amino acids)
Biological process (GO): regulation of DNA-templated transcription
Cellular component (GO): Cdc73/Paf1 complex
Molecular function (GO): RNA polymerase II complex binding
Source: RefSeq, a predicted model, not a curated record
AUGGCGCCGCUUGAGAAUGGCCAGGCCAAUGGCUUGAAUGGUGACUCUGUCGCGGCUCUCCGUUUCUCCGACAUUCCCGAUGCCAUCGAUAUUCCCGCCUCCAGUUUCGACAGCGAAGUCGAAGUCAGCCUCCUUGAUCUCCCGGAAGAUCCAACCGAGCUUUGCACCCUGCUUGAGAAUGAGCGCGCAGCGAAGAACUUCUGGGUGAUCAUUGCCUUGGCGUACGCCAAACGAAAGCAGAUUGACCAUGCAAUCGACAUUCUCAACAAGGGCCUGGCCUCCGUCGCCCACGGUGCCACCAAAGAGAAACUGGGUCUUCUCGGUUGGGUCUGCUGGCUGCUGAUGCUGAAGAGUCGCCAGGCUCCGCGUGUCGCUCCCGAGGGUGAAUUAUACUCGGAGGCGAAGACGAAGGAUCACUACCUCCAGCUAGCGACGUCGACAUUGAACGAAGCAUCUCGUUUGAACCCAGCCUAUCCCCCGCUGUUCCUCGCGCGUGGCGUUCUAUGCCUUCUCCGUGCAUCGCUAUAUCCUCCCCGUGCGGUUCGUCCCGGAACAAUUGACACAUCUGAGCGCGUAGAAUCCUUACGACAGGCGUUGAAAUGCUUCGACGAAUCAUCUAAGGCCUUUGGUGGCCGCAAUAUCAUGGCGAUCUUGGGACGUGCUCGAGCUCACUAUAUGCUAGGCCGAUAUGCUGAGGCUCUAGAUGGUUAUCAGAAGGUUCUGUUGAAGGUGCCUCAUCUCACAGAUCCCGACCCGAGAAUCGGCUUGGGAUGCUGCUUGUGGCAGCUUGGAUUUAAAGAUCAAGCCAAGGCAGCUUGGGAGAGAUCAUUGGCCUUGAAUCCUGAGUCCAAGGUCGCCAAUAUCCUCCUCGCAGUCUAUCACCUCUAUGACAGCUCCCGUCGCUCGACUACAGAUCCGAUGUUUGGCUCUUUGUACAAGAUGGCUAUGACACAAUACACUCAGAAGGCGUUCAAACUCGAUAAGGAAUAUCCGAUGACAUGUGCCCUGUUCGGAGGCUAUUUCCUCCUUCGAAAAGCCUAUCCUACCGUGGAAACCCUCGCUCGCAAAGCCAUUGAACAAACAGACGUCAUGCCCAUUGCAAGUGAUGGCUGGUAUCUUCUUGGUCGCAAGUCCCACUAUGAGGGCGACUUUGCACGCGCCACGGAGUUCUACAAUCGGUCUGAUCAAGCUCGGGGUGGCGGCGAUAAGGGUUACCUGCCGGCUAAAUUCGGUGCUGUGCAAAUGCAGGUCACCAAUAAGGAUCUCGAUGGUGCUAAGUUCCACCUCGAGAAGAUCGUUCAGCAAUCCAAAAAUGCUGAGGCGACAAUCCUAUUAGCGGCACUUCAUGCCGAGGAGGUUUUUGCCGCCCAGCGAUCUGGAAGCAAGGAAGACAAGUCGAACGAGGCAAAGCGUGCGAUCACUCUCUUAGAGUCUGUUCGGGCGAUGUGGAAGGAUGAAAAACAGAGACUGACACCUGACGAAUCGGUUCUGGUGUACCUGUCACGCCUUUACGAGAACACUGCGCCAGAUAAGAGCAUGCAGUGCUUGGCUCAGCUGGAAGAGCUCCAAAUCUCAAGCAUUCCUGAAAGCACUCGUCCGGAUAUCGAAGAUGAGGAUCAGCUGAAAGUUACGCUCCGAGAGAGCCUUCCUCCACAGUUGCUCAACAACAUGGGGUGCUUCUUGUACCAGAACGAGAAGAUCGCCUUGGCUCGUGGGAUGUUCCAGUCUGCACUCAACGCUUGCGUUCAAUCCUCGCAGCGAGAGGACGGUACGGAUAACGACGCUCUUGUUACUUCUAUCAGCUACAACCUGGGUCGAACCUACGAGGCUGCGGACAUGUGGGACGAAGCCAAAAAGGUUUAUGAAGGUCUUCUGGAGCGGCACAGCGACUACACCGAAGCCAGUGCUCGCCUUACAUACAUAGCCCUUCGCCAGAGUCCCACAGAUGAGGGCCCCAAGAAGAUGGCUAAACUCUAUGAAGCCGAAUCCUCAAAUCUAGAAGUUCGCUCCCUCUUUGGCUGGUAUCUUAGUAAAUCGAAGAAGCGUGUGGCCAACCUCGCGGAAGAUCACGAACAACGCCACUACAAGCACACCCUCCAAUACCACGACAAGCAUGAUCGCUAUGCUUUGACGGGCAUGGGCAAUGUGCACCUUCUCGCGGCCCGUGAUAUGCGCCGUGAUACGGACCAGGAGAAGGAGAAACGCCGCAAGGUGUAUCAGCGUGCCGUGGAGUUCUUUGACAAAGCUCUGCAGCUCGAUCCGAAGAACGCCUACGCCGCACAGGGUGUUGCAAUUGCUCUCGUGGAUGACAAGAAAGACCACAGCUCCGCCGUGCAGAUCUUUUCCAGGGUCCGCGACACACUCAAGGACCCGAGCGUCUAUCUCAACCUGGGUCAUAUUUAUGCCGAGCUCCGGCAGUACUCGCGAUCCAUCGAACACUACGAAGCUGCGCUGGCCAAAGAUCGGUCUCGCGAUGUCCAGAUCCUAGCUUGUCUUGGUCGUGUCUGGUGGUUGAAAGGAAAGCAGGAAGGUAGCAUGCAGGCGAUGAAGACCGCUCUUGAUUAUGCACAGCGGGCCAAGAAUGUCUCCCCGGAUCAGCUUCACCUGCAAUUCAAUGUUGCCUUUGUGCAGAAUCAGAUCGCCUCCCUGGCAUACAGUCUUCCGCCUACCCAGAAGACCCUCCAAGAUGUCGAGGAGGCAGCCGAGGGGCUGAAGGAGGCGAUUGAAGCCUUUGAUCGCAUCUCAAAGGAGAAGAAUCCCCCAUACCCCAGCCAGGCAUUGGAGCAACGAGCCAACAUGGGCCGAACGAUCAGCAAACAGCUUGACCGUGCAUUCCAAACCCAGAAGGAGUACGAGGAUAAGAACGCCACGAAGCUCCGUGAAGCGCGUGAGGCCCGUGAGGCUGCUAUGCGCGAGCGUGAGGAGGCGACGCGCAAGGCUCAGGAGGUUGAGGUCGAGCGCAAGCGGAAGAUUGCCGAGGAGCGUGCGCAGAUGGUCGAGGAGCUACAGCGCCAUGCCGCGCAGCGCGCCGAGGCGGACCGUGUCCGCGAAGAGGCCGAACUCACCGACGACUCUGCGACUGGCGAGAAAAUCAAGCGAAAGAAGAAGCCGUCAAAGCGGAAGAAGAAGGGUGGCGAUGACUUUAUUGCGGCAGACGACGAAGGUGAUCAGCAGGAGGGUAGCGUUGAGCCGGAGAGCGAGAACGAGACCGCGCCCAAGAAGCGGCGUCGCCUGGAGCGCCGCUCUGGUGGCAAGGCGCAGAGCAAGUUCAAGAGUAGUGAAGUUGUGGUUGACUCGGACGAUGAGGAUGAAGAAGGCGCCGCCCCCGCAAGUCCUGGCGAGGAAGAUCAGGAUGAUCUCUUCGGUGAUGAUGAGCCAAUGCAAGACGAGGAGAGUGCACCUCGUCGUCGGGGCAAGGUGUCUCGUCGUAUUGAAGAUGAUGACGAUGAGGAGGAAGAGACCGCAGCAAGGGCUGGCGACGAGGACGAGGAUCUCUUUGGCGAAAAGGAAGACACCGAGAUGCAGGAGGAUUGA